Messenger RNA from Moneuplotes crassus, 418 nucleotides. The record is from the annotation of a GenBank genome assembly. NCBI's taxonomy places the organism in Eukaryota, Ciliophora, Spirotrichea, Euplotida, Euplotidae.
CCCCACUUUUCCACAGCCCCAAAGCCCAUUAAAUCUCUAGAAAUAACCCCCUCACUUUUUGGGCAGCCAAAAUUCUCCAAAAGCAAAUGAAAAACUGCUCAAACAGAGUGGAUGGUACUUUCCGAAGGGAGAAAAUAGGAAGAUUAGUGGGCCAAGUCUUUUUUUGGGAUAACAAUCUUAUGGCCAAGAAGAUGAGAGGAGCAAUAGAAUGUGUACGGAGUUAACCAAACUUAUGGAGACUGCAGGAAUAGAGAGGGCGUCAUCUUUAUUAAGACAAUUGAGAAAUAGAUCUAAUGCCUAGGAAGGACUAAAUUUAAGUCAAAAAGACCCAAAGGUAAGGGUAUACAUCCCUGAUUAAAGUUGAUUAUAAGUUAGCCGAAUUUCAUACCACAUAUCUCAGCCAUUAAAACCUCACUAU